Messenger RNA from Plodia interpunctella (Indianmeal moth), 1696 nucleotides. RefSeq names its product microtubule-associated proteins 1A/1B light chain 3C-like. The transcript is spliced from 8 exons. Bases 382 to 1125 code for a protein of 247 amino acids. NCBI's taxonomy places the organism in Eukaryota, Metazoa, Arthropoda, Insecta, Lepidoptera, Pyralidae. The record is from RefSeq and is a predicted model, not a curated record. Gene Ontology annotation, molecular function: ubiquitin protein ligase binding. Gene Ontology annotation, biological process: macroautophagy; autophagosome maturation; autophagy of mitochondrion. Gene Ontology annotation, cellular component: cytosol; autophagosome; autophagosome membrane.
UAACGUUGAUAAUUUUUAGUAAUCUGAAUGAUCUUGUAUUGUGGAUACCUACCUCAAUGUGCGAAUCUCACAUGACCCGCGUUGUCACAAAUGACGAUUUCUGCGUAAACAAGGGGGACGGGUAGAUGAAAAACAGGAAAUCUUAUUCCGACGUAUAUCCGCAAGUUCGCUGUAGCUAUGGUCACGGUGCACCAGGGCCCUAGAAAAUGAAAUGGUCAGACUUAUCAUCGGAUGUUGUUUACUAGCCGACCUCACGCCUGCGAUAAAACAAACGAUGUUAUUUGCAAACGCCACAGUCGUUCGUCGCGCGGCAGUUUGACUGCACGCUUGGACGUUCAAAGUGCCGGUAUUGUGCCCGUGUUUAUCGAGUAGACAUCAACCAUGGAACUGAACUUUAUAACCACGUUGAUCAAGCACGAUGUGAACCAUAAUGUUAAACAGUGCUUCAAGUCAAAGAAACCUUUCGUAAGUCGGAAAGAAGAAGUAAUGGCGAUAAAAAGCAAAUUUCCCACAAAAAUACCGUUAAUAGUAGAGAGAUAUCACAAAGAAAGAAAUUUACCCACAUUGGACAAAACAAAAUUCCUAGUGCCUGAAGAUAUCACCAUGUCACAGUUUUUAGUCAUAAUAAGAAACAGGAUAAGAAUCAAGCCAAAUCAGGCGCUGUACCUAAUAAUCAACAACAGGUCUAUGCUGAGCAUGAGCCUGACCAUGGCGCAAGCGUACGAGAACUACGGCGACGAGGACGGCUUCCUGUACAUCACGUAUGCCUCACAAGAAGUAUUCGGAUACAAAGAUGAUAUUGGAGGAUCAGAUAACGAAGCUCAAGCGAUCAGACAUAGAUUUCCAAAUAAAGUACCGCUAUACGUGCAAAGAUUCGUGCGCGAGCGAGAGGUCCCAGCGCUCGGCAGAAACAAAUUCCUGGUCCCUCAGGAGCUUACUAUGUCCCAGUUCUUGUACAUCAUCCGGUCGAAGAUGAAACUCAGGGACUCGCAGGCGCUGUAUUUGUUGGUGAACGACAAGGUGUUAGCAAGCCACAGCAUGACAAUGGAGCAGGCGUACCAACUGUUCAGGUCCGACGACGGCUACCUUCACAUCACGUACGCAGCUCAGCAAGUCUUCGGAUGAACAUUGUGGAUAUUUCAAGAUGGUUUGGCAUCACAACGGAAGUUUCUCUAAUUUUCUGUUGAUAUAAAGACUGAUAGUAUUUCGAUUUUCUAAUUUGUGAUAACUGCGUGUAAGAUUAGGAUUUAAAUUGGGAACCACAAACAAAUGUAAUUAACUACGGAUAAGAGCUGGUCCUCGAACGAAAUGGCAUAUAAUUAGUACAGUCACUGACAAAAAUAAUUUAGCAGAUAAAUCGAAUACAAAUAUUGAGUAAAUUAUUAGUUUUCUGUACUUAUUGUGGUUCAUAUAUGUAUGUUAUCCGUGGUUUAUUGUUUUGUGUACCCGAGUAACAUAGGUCAUAGUAUUAGUUACUCCUACAGUCAUUCUAAAUUAUUUCUAAUUAUCAUUGUAUUUUAAAUUUACAUUGUAGUUUCAUAUUAUUUUGGAGUAACGAAAUGUCAAAAGUGCAAUAGUAUGUGCUAAAUUACUUAUAUGAUUAAUCUGAUCUCAAUUAAACGGACUAUGUUAUUAAUUAAACUACAUGUGUUUUAAAUUAGGUUUAAGAAUUUCUGAAUAAAUUAUAUAUUUGAAA